AUGGGAAUCCACAAGUCAAAGCUCAACAAGGUUGCGAUGAACAAGCUGGUUGAAGAGACGAACUUCACUCGCGAGGAGAUCCGGCACUGGCACGACGGCUUCCUCCAAGAUUGCCCAACUGGGAAGCUGACUAGAUACGAAUUCGCCAAGAUCUACCAGAGCUUCUUCCCCAAGGGCGAUCCUUCUGCAUUUGCCGCAUUCGUCUUCAACGUCUUCGACGAGAAUAACGACGGAAGCAUCGAAUUCACCGAGUUUAUAACAGCCCUCUCACUAACUUCUCGAGGUCACUUCGAAGAAAAACUCGAAUGGGCUUUCCGAUUGUACGACAUCGACAACAACGGAACAAUCUCUCGCGAAGAAAUGAUGCAAAUUGUUACCGCCAUCUUCCGCAUGGUUGGCAACUUCUCGGAGUCCGAAACACCUGAGCAAAAAGUGGACCGCAUUUUCGCCAAAAUGGACGAAGAUGGCAAUGGCGAGCUCUCAAAGGAAGAGUUCUUCGAAGGCGCUAGAAUGGACAAGUCCAUCGUCCAGGCGCUUUCUCUCUACGACGGCCUUGUUUAG
Molecule: messenger RNA, 561 nt
Organism: Oikopleura dioica
Lineage: Eukaryota; Metazoa; Chordata; Appendicularia; Copelata; Oikopleuridae
Source: the annotation of a GenBank genome assembly